Uloborus diversus is the source of this 4507-nucleotide messenger RNA. RefSeq names its product bridge-like lipid transfer protein family member 3B. The record is from RefSeq and is a predicted model, not a curated record. NCBI's taxonomy places the organism in Eukaryota, Metazoa, Arthropoda, Arachnida, Araneae, Uloboridae.
AUGGCAUCCAUAUUCAAAAAUCAACUUUUAAAGCAUUUGUCGAAAUUUGCCAAAAAUCUUUCUCCUGAUAAGCUGCAUCUUAGCACUUUAAAAGGUCAUGGAGAACUACGUAACUUGGAACUGAAUGAAAAAGUUUUGACAGAACUUCUUGAACUUCCUGCGUGGUUGAACUUGAAAUGUGCCACUUGCAAUCAUGUCACCUUGCAGAUCUCUUGGACUAAACUUAAAUCUGUUCCUAUUUAUUUGUCUUUAGAUGAAGUUAUUGUGGAAAUAGAAACAUGUGAAGAUCUUAGGCCACCAACCCCUAUGUCUAGUGAAGCUAGCUAUAAAUCUGGAGGAAAAUAUGGUUUUUCUGAUCGAGUUAUAGAUGGGAUGACUGUUGUAGUUAAUUCAGUUGUUAUUAAUUUUAAUUCUCCUGCCUUUCAAGCAUCUUUUCAGCUGUCCCGUGUUGUUUUAGAAAGUUAUUGUCCAUUUUUCAAAAAGAAGGAUCUCCGUCUGUCCCGCAUCAAGGAUGCUGAUCGAGGCGAGGUUUUGCUUUUCAAACGUUUGGAAUGGCAAGUGCUGCGUAUAGAAGCAAAAUCACGAGAUAAUGAUGCAAAUGGUCUUCGUGGUGAUAUACCAUUGACUCCACUGAGACUCAUUACAAAUCAAGGUUGCUGCAAAAUGACCAUCAAAAAGAAACUGUGUGAUUGCAGUGUUGUUGGUUCAAGGUUGAUUUUUGUUCUCGAUGAUCUGUUAUGGGUAUUGACAGAUGCUCAGUUGGUUGCUGCUCUCCAUUUCAUCCAGUCUUUAAGUGGCUUGGUGCAAAAGGCUACGGAACUGACACAGAAGCAAAAAGCUAAACAAAAAUUAGAGCAACAACCUGAUAGACAUGUUCCAGGGACUCAUUCCAAAUCAAAUCUACCAUUAUCGCCAGCUUUCUACCGUCAUGAUGUUGUGGAAACUUCGUAUCAUGUUUUGUGCAGUAGAAUAGAUUUGCAUUUGUGUGAUGAUAUGGACCCAAAAGAUGGCAGAUCUCAGCAUCCUAAUUUAAGAGGAGGGGGAGCAUUGCAAGUUUCCCUUGAUAAAUUAAUUGUAGAUUAUUAUCCUUUCCACCGAGCAUUUGCUAGUCGAGAUCAUUGGUUGCAUUAUUCUGAGCCUUCCUCGAGUCGCAGUACUUGGGUCCAGCAACUGUUGACCCUUUUCAAUGAAAAGCUACAAACCAAAACAGAUAGUUUGGCCACGGAGAAUGAAAGUCCCAAGCACAACUUGCAGAAAUCAUCUCCAUCAUCUACUGAAAAUAUAAAUACUGGAUCUCCUGUUACUCCCGAUGAUAAACCUCUACUAACCAGAAAAGCCAGCACAGUUAGUAAUUCCUCCGGCACUUUGACUCCAGAUACGUCUCGAAGGAGUAUCGGAAGCUUCAGUCGAAAAUCGUCUCUGCAGUGGAAUUACCGAUAUUUAAUGUCGAGUUGUUUUGUUCUAAGAUUAGAAGAUAUAGUAGCAUAUAAAGUCUCCACAUCUACAUCGUCUCGCACACAUUCCAUUGAAAAGUUUCUUAUCUAUAAUAAAAGUGCUCACAUGCCAUCCGAUAUCAAAACUAUUCACUUGGAACAGGCAUCAUAUUAUUUACCCGGUGAAAUUGAUUUUCCAGUGCCAUCUCCGAAUUUAUUCCUCCACCUUGGGCCAUUAAAGCUGUAUUUAGAUACUCCCACCAUUUUGUGGAUUAAUGCCUUUUACUUGAAUCUACAAAAAUGUCUUAUGUCCUUGAAAAUGGGUUCUGCUGAAACUCAGUCUCUUGUUAAUAUUAGAGCAGAAGCAUUAUUACCACAAAUUGUUAUUCCGACUGAUUUAAAUUCUCCUACGCAACCUGAUAGACCACGGACCUUACAACUGCAGUCAUCCAGGGCCAUAGCAACCAACUGUCGCUUGGGAGAUCAUACAACUAGAAAUGAUUUAAGUGAAUGCUUAGAGUUCCUGAAUGCAGAUGAAAUGUUUUCUAAUGCCACCAAAUUCCCUUGGAAGAAUGAUAAAAAGCCGAUACCUGAAGCUUUCUUUAAUCAUGUUCUUGGCAAAGAAUGUGAAAACCAAUCUCAGAAAGAUGUGUUAACUGAAUCUACAGAUAUAUGGAGUAUUUAUUUUGAUCCUUUUUGGGCAGAAUUUACUGUGUGUGAAUCGGGAAGGACUAGACUGCAAUCGUUUGUUGAUCCACUGCCACUGACAUUGUGGUUUUAUAGUUCCCAGAAGCCUCAAGAAGUUCUGAGGAAAUCCAUAAACAAGACUAGUGCCGGGAAAUUCAAAAUGCAAAUGCCUAAUAAACAACUUGAGUGCCAAAAAGAUAGUUAUAUAAAUGUUGAAACUUUUUCAAAUUCUACCUAUACAAAUAAUAACAAUUUAAACAACAAUGACAGAGAUGAUGAAGCUGAUGUAUAUUUAUUAAUUCAUAUUAACUCAUUGCUCAAUGUCCAACUGUCUCAUUUUCAGUACUUGUUUGUGUUGCGUGCUGCAGAUAUCAUCACCGAUAUGAUGGAGCAUUUAGAAAUAGACACUGCCACCAUAAUAAAAAAUAAACCCGUUUUAAGUGUCUGCACGAGCAUUUUGUUUCCUCAAAUAGAGCUGUCGUUAGUGUUGCGCAAUCUUAACCAGAUGUCUGCUACGUCCGAAUCCGCAGACUUAGCGUCUUUACAAGACUGUUCAAGUGCCAGUGAUAUUCCUCAAAACUAUGGCAGAAAAAUACUGCAGUCUAAAAGCUCAUUUUCAGUUGGGGAAUGUGAUAUUACCACCAAGAAAGCUCACCCGGAUACACUGUGCUCGGGCAUCUUGGACGAUUGUUGCAUGGAGAAUGGAAUUCCAAAGUCGUGUAGUGAUUCUUUGCUAAACUGUCAUUCUUCCGGUUCCUCUCAGGGGCUGAAUACUCCUAUUCAGGAAAGCCAACCUUCUACUGCUACCGACUCGUUCCAGAAAGGUUUCCAGACAGGGACUUCAGCUAUGAAACGAGGACUCUGCUCCCUGGUCGCCAGCAUCGACUCAGCCCUCACCAAGAGUGACCAGUUCAAUUCCAUGGACGCCGACAGCCCUUCCUUCCCAGAUGAUGAUGCCAUUUCUUUGAGAAGUGAUGUGUCAUCUGAUUUGGAUCAGUUUGUGCUGGUGAACCAGGAUGGAUCGUUAGAAGAUGAGUUCUUCCAGCAUGCUCGUCCUGAAAUCGGAUUUGAUGUUGCCAGCAAAAUGAAGGAAGAUUCAAUAAUCAGCAAUUAUACUUUGAAUAGUGAAAAGAAAAAAGAAAUGGUGUCAAUCACAAUGUUUGAAUUUGGAAAAGUUGCUUUUGUCUACCACUCUAAAUUAGCCAGUAGUGUAUUAAUUCAUUGUAGUCAAAUUGAAACCAAAGAAGAAACAGCUAUUUCAUGGGAAAAUUUUCAAAACAAGUUUUCUUUAAGAGGCCGAAGUUGGAAAAAUGAAGAAAAAAGGAGCUUUGGGGAAUGUGAAUUCAGCCUGCGGCUGGACAAGGAUAAUUCUUUUCCAUCUGAUGGAACCAAAAAUGAACUGGGUCCUGGCUUCUUGAGUAUCCUGGCAAGCAACUUGUAUUUACAGUUCCAGAUGAAUAGUAUUUCAGGAUUAGUAGAGUUCUUUGAAGAUGAAAUGGUCUCCAAACCUAUGCCUUCCAAAAUUAUACUAGAUAAUUUACAGCUUCAACUUCAGGAAGAGCGGCCACCAUCUGGUUUACCCUCACCUAGUAGUGCACCUUUAAAUAUAAGUUUGCCUGGUUGUAUAAUAGAGAGAACUCUUGAUGGAACUUUGAGUGUUCUUCCAUUACCACAUGGUUAUGUUUUAAAGAAUCUUGGCGAUCUUCUAAAUCAUUGUUCCUUUAAUGAAAAUGUUCAGAAGAAAGUAGAUACUCAUAAAUAUGACUGCGGCAGCGAGGACGUUGCCGACACUUCUAUCUGUGAUAAUUCCAGUGAUGAACAGUUAUCGAUCACCAAACUUAUGAGAGAUAACAAAGAACUUAGGUCUAAGCUGAAUUUAAUGAAGAAUUUAGAGCAAGAGAAUCAGAUACUGAGACAGGAACUGAAUUUGCUGCGCAAUACAGUUGUGGAUGACGAAAAGCUGAAACAGCUCUUGGACUCUAAAAAUGAGAUUAGGAGGCUAGAACACGAAAAAAACACAUUGCAAGAGACUUUAAGAUUAUUGCAAAAGGAAGUUAGCAGGCUUGAAAUGGAGAAGCAUUGCCCCCGAAAGAAUUUGUGAAAUUUGGUAAUUUUUACUAUUUGUGUAAAAGAAGUUAUUGCAGCUGUGAUGAUAUUCUUCAUGCUUUGUCUUUAAAGUAGUAAAUGUUAAAUGUUUGAGUGUUGAAUAAGUGUGCUAUGCAACAGUUCAUUUUCUAGGAUAUUAAAAAUUUUUAGACUAAGUCUUUGGCAAGAUCAGGGGUGUCAAACAAAGCUAGUUUUUAAAUGAAUUACUAGUCAUUUUUGAUCUUAACUUUUACCUAGUUUUUACUUUUUGUUCUCAUUAAUCGAUGGCAUAGUGCUCUGUA